UGUGAGACCUAUCAAUGGCGGUCAAAAAAUCACAAUUUCGAUUUUGACACCUUAAAUUCCCCUUAUUCUCUUGUUUCGACUAUCUGAUUAACGCACUCAUUGCACAUGAUAAUAGAUUCUGAAUUGAGUGGAUGUGAUUUGUGCGAUGUCAGAAAUGCAUGGAGAAAAGAGAAAGACAGGAGGCGAAGUGAGUAGGAACGUCAAAGUUCCCAAAACGUCUACAGAUGCUAAGCCUUGGGGUUCUCCUCACCGCAGGAAUGAUGACAAGCAAGCCACCUCUUCCAGCCAAGAGAGGAGAGGAACAAGCAGUGAUUUGAAGAAAUCUGGUCCAGUACCGUCAACGUCCCAUGAUUCUGCGAGGAAAAGUCUGAAAUACGGCAAUGUUGCAUCGGUGAAGAGGAGACUUAUCUCGCCAAAGGAGGGAGAAAAGCGUGCCAGUAAAAAUGAAAAGAGUGGACACACUCCCCCUGGGAACACCUUGUCUCCUCAUCGAACGAGUCUACAGCGAACCCCUCCUCAUUUGAGAAAAUAUUUCCUUCGUUCACCCAUCAAAACUUCUCCGUUAAAAGGGGCUUCUUUGCUCACUACCCCCGUCAAGAGCCCAUUGCGUAGAACAAUUAAAUCACCAGGUCAGUCGAUUUCACCCCAGCGAUCGGGACAUAUGUGGAGGAGGUUACCCAACAGAAAUUCUAGAGAAUGUUCACCUUAUAAGCUACGCUCUCCCGCUCGGAAGACUACUACCCCAGGGAAGUCAAACAAGUCUAAACAUGAAGAUGAACUGAAUCUGUCUUCAGAUGCAGGGCUGGAGCACCUUAAACUGUUGAGUGAACAACUCUCGUCGCUCAACCAAGAUAGUGGCGCGUUGACGACAGCGAUGUACGACUCAGAACAUAGGAAACAGACUCCGGAUAAAACUAAGAGAACUCCUGGGAAACUGCGGACAUCUGACAAAGAUAAUACGGAAGUAAGAAAGUCCAGGAGUCCUGCAAGGUCUUUGCCGAGCACCUCGAAGAAAUCGAUUUCACCUUUGGGUGCAGUUGAUGAUGAUGAUGAUGAUGACAUGUGGGACAGCUGCGAUAGUGAUGACUCGACAGAAUUGAAUAUCGUGGAGCCAGAUCUUGACCUGGAGGCUGUGUUAGAUACUCAAGCUGAUAAGAAUAAAUUGACUGUCUUGAAUGUCAAAAAUAUUUUACAUCACGUCAUUACAAAUGAACAUGUUGUCGCCAUGGUGCGCAGUAAACUACUGAAGGAGGACCCAACGGACAAAUCAUUUGAACCCAAGAUGACGCGGUCCAAGGUCAAGGAAAUCAUGGAAACUGGUCAGAUGCCGCAUCCCUGGCCCAUCUCUCCCAUCAAGAAGCAAGAGAAAGAGAAACCAGUGACGAUCAUGGAGCUGUCCUUCUCCGAUGAGGAGGAUGAUGAAUAUGACCCUCAGAAGGAUCCCCCAGUAUGCGACAGUGAUGGAGAAGAUUCAGAGAGCUUCAUCUCCUUGUCGCAGACAAGCGAAUUCGGUUCCCCUUGUCCAACGACACCAUCGACCCCUAAGCUAUGGCCUGCUUUUGCCAGGGAUGAUGACACUCCCAAAGGAAGGGGCUCAACACCCGUGCAGUUAAUGCUUAGUCCCCAGGGGCUAAUGGGACCACCCCUUCCACCAAGUCAUUUGCUCAGCAAUCUAAGGACACGUUUAAAUGACAUUCCUUCUGUGGAAUUGGAUGAGGAAGAUGAGGAGACAAUAGCCACCAGAACGAGGUCAAAGCUGCCACUGACGGACACCCCUUUGGAUGAAAUUGAGUCCAACUUCGUCGCACCCGAUAUCACACCAGAUCUGUAUGACACUCAGUGUGAUGAUAAAGAAUGGGGCUUCUUUUUGACGGGGUUGAUGAAAACAGGAGAUCCAGACCUGAACGACACCCUUGAUGAUGAGCAGAAUGAUCCCGAGUACAACUUCUUGGCAGAAGAAGAGGAUGAUGACGAAGACGAAAUGAGAGAUGAUCGUGCUGUCAAAGUGUCAAAGAAGGAAUUGAAUGAACUUCUGGAUGAACUGUUUGAAGCGUAUGGUGGUGCUGAUAUUCUUGAUGAUGAAGAAGCUGACACUACUCUCACACCAAGUUAUAAUGUCCCUGCUCCAAUGAAGCUGAAUGAAAGUCAGAAAGCUGUAGUGAUGGUUGAAGUCGAACAAGAAGAGAGAAAAAAUGACAUAAUGGAGAAACUGCCUGAUCAGAUCCCUGUGAUAUCUGCUACGGAGAAACAACAGUUAGAUGAUCAGAUGAGAAAGCAUACACAGCUUCUGCUGCAAGUUGGUGUCCUUGCAGUCGAUACACCUGGCCUAGAAAGUCCAGCCAAUACGUGCAGGUUUCUUUUGAAUGAAUUGCAGAGGUUUGCCACUCACUCUCCAGCGGGAAUGCGGUCUGUUUUCAACACCUUUAACCUGUCGUCAGCCAAUGAAGCCAUGCAGUCCUACACAAGACACCCCGGGGAAGAAUCCCCAUCAGAUGGCAACUCUGCUCAGUCAAGUAGUAAGAAAGUUAAUGUCCGCAAUGCUACAAGUCCAGAGCAGCUUGAUAUCCAUCAGAAGCGAUGGUUUGCAUUGUGCGAUGCAUGUAUCUACCCGAGACUUCUGCCCCUGGCUAAGUUCCAUCCUCCCCACGUGCAGGUCAAGGAUAAACCACUGUUCACCGACGCAGAGACAAACUUGCUGGCCCUGGCAGUGGGAGAGUUCCAACACAUGGCAAGCUAUAUCAGGCUCAUUCAGUACUACAUGAUGCCUGCAAAGACAGAGGAGCAGUUGAAAACUCACAUCAAGAACAAGGUCGCGAAACGAGCACCAGAUAAUCCAAUUAAGCAAGCAAAGCAGAAGAAGAUCAGGCCAAUGUUUCCUUGUACUAUUGAUCCUUUUGAUGCGAAUCAUCCCAACUUACCAAUAGACCAUCCCAAAGAGGUCAUGCCUCGCUGGUUACAGAAACUCAAAAAGCUAAGUGAAUGGAGGAACUUAAGGAAGGAGCGCCAAUACGCCAGAAAGAAACAACAACGUUUGGAUAAAAAGAUGGCAAUGAAGAUAAGCAAUGUGGAGUUGACUGAUAAUGUUCGUGAGCACUUGAAGAAGAAGAAGGAAACACCAUUGUCUCCUGGAGUCCGGACCCGUUGUAUGAGCAAGAAAGAUUCCAUCAAGUCGACUGUCAUGGCCAAAAUUACUACUCGGGGGGCAAGAAAGAAAUUAUCAGAGACGUUUGGUACGAGCUACGAUGACAUUGAACUGCCUCAAGAUGUCCCUUCAACGAGUCAUAGCAGUACCUCCCUAGAAUGCGACGAGACCUUGGAUGAUCUUGAGAGUUCGGGAGAUAAUCCUGGCAGCAUGAGAGACAAUUCUGGAAGCAUCAGUGAAGUUAGCAUGGAGAGUUCAGUUUCAUCGUCAUCAGAUUCGGACCUGGAUUCGGACAGUGAUAAGGACGCAUCCGGCAGUAAGAGAUCGCCAACGACAACUGAUGCUGUUAUAAAAUGUGAUUUGUCUCUUAGAAAGAUUCAGCCCGCUGGUGGGAAUCCUUUACUGAACUUGCCCCUGAUUACUGUUUGUGUAAAUCCUCAGGGCCCACCGUUAGCCUCCGAGGCAGAGACGUCCCGUGCUCAGCAGGUUGCCCGCAAUCCUAUACCCCAGGCCGUUCAGCCUAUCCAGGCAUACAUGCAAGCUGCUGAUGCAGACCCACCUGUUGCUCCGGUCCGACAGGCCGUCAUGCCUGCUGCGGAGGCUGCACAACCCAAGGUGCCAGAUAUAGCUGUAGUGAGUGGAUCGAACGAGAAUGUUUCCGUGCCUGUAUCGAUUUCUAGCCCAAACCAAAUACCAAAUGGGACUCCUCUCAAACUCAUUGCUUCUGGCUCAGCUCAGGCUAUUUUGGUGUGCAGUCCAGCACAAUCUAUUCUGGGUAGUGCAACCAAAUCCAACGACUCACAGACUCCACCCCCACGAACUCCACCAGCAUUAUCCUCUCCGUCCGUGACAUCCAGUCCGUCUGUGAUCCUCACCCCCGGUAACCAAUCGGGAUUCGUCACGCCAAAUAAAAAGUACCCGCUUAUUGCGCCAAAAUCUUCAUUGGGCAAGUCAGAAAAUAAAGUGUCACCGUUCAUUGACAAACCUGGACUGAAGUACCGGGGGCGGCCUAGUCCUAAGAUCAAACGGCGCCUAGUCAACCGCUCGAUCCAACCGAAGGGAAUUAUCGUCAACGCUUUCAUAUCCCCGGCAAAAAGCCCCACGAAAAAAGCAGCUGACAGCAUCAAAGCACGUCUGCGGAGGAAACCUCGACCGAUUCUCCCGAAGCUACAGAUGCAGAUGUUACCAGAGUCUACAAGAACUAGGCCUGCACUGGUGACACCACCUCGCGAGGGUUUCAGUGAUGAAGAUUACGCUUCCGAUGAGGAUGGCGAUCUGAUAUCGUCACCGGUCGUGGACGAGACCAGUGACUUCUUGGACAGUGAGAUUGAUGAUAACGUGGGCGAUAGUCAAGGUGAAGAAGAGGCUGAGGAUGGUCACCUUGCUGAGCUGAUGGCUGCCAGCACAACGAUCAGCACCAAACGUCCCAGAAAGAAUCCUCUCAUGGAGAAGAGAGCACUCACAGAUGCAGUUUUUGCCUCAAACAUUGUCGAGAUUGAUCCACUGCGUGAUGACCGUGACACAGCAUUUGCCAGGGCCUACCUGACACGAGUCAAGCAAGCCAUGAAAAGUGACCCGGAGAAUUUUGAGAGAUUUGUACAAAUUCUGGCUGAAUUCGGUGAAGAUGGAGAAAAGUCGCCAGUCCAGUUGUACCCAGAAGUUUGUGAGUUGCUCAAGCCCUAUCCGGACCUCCUGCCCGACUUUGCCACGUUUCUUGCACCGGGGGAGGCACUGGAGUGUGGUUGUGCUACAGAUGCUGAAGACUUUCAUCGUGCAAGGGCAUUCCUUCGUAAACUUGAGGUGCAUUUUCAAAAACAUCCCAACUUCUUCCAUAAGAUAGUCAAGGCAUUGGAUACAUGUCGGAAUGGUGCUACAGAGAAGUUACAUGAUCUCCAGGAGAUGAUGAAAUCGCUGCUCAGGGGCCAGCCACAUCUUCUAGAGGAGUUCAUGGCAUUCUUCCCAGAGGACAAACCCCCUAUGUCGCACAUGACAGAUUUUGAGGAAGUGACGUUAGAAUUUAGUGAUGAUGAGCCAACACCAUAUGAAACCGUGAAGGUGCCUGAUAAGGAGACAACCUAUGGCACUAACCGGUGCUGCUGCAGUUGCCAUGGGACUUCUGGUGCUAUGAGGAGGAAAACACAUUGUAGGAAAUGUGCUCUUGCAAUCAUUGACGGUCAGUUGUGCCUGAUGACAAAGAACCGUGGACAGGGUGGUGCUACGACAGUGGUGUUCCAUAAACACCCAGGGCAGGACCACGAUGAUGAUAGCAGACAGUCGGGCCUAUCAAGGCGGGCCAGUCUAGAUUCCAUCGGGCCUGGGCUCAGCGAUAUUGAAAACAUGGAGGACGGUGCACCCGAACCACACAGGAGAAAGAGGGCACAUAGAAAUCAUAAGGUGCUUGCUGAGCUCACUGAUUCGUCUGACCAAGCGUCCAAUGAUGCUGUCGAACCUGGCUACUUCGGUCUAGAUAAUCUACCCAGGAAUAAUGUCAGCGGUAGCCUAGAUGAAGAAGAUGAUGAUGAUGAUGUUGAUGUUGAUGAUCUGGAUGACGAUGACGAUGAUGAUGAGGAUGAUCUAGCUGAUGAUGAGGAUGAUAACAAUGAUGAUAAAGAGGACUUAGAUGAGGAUGAUGAUGUUGCGGAUGAUUUAGACGAUAUUGAUGAUAGUGAUGAUAACAUGGAUGUUAAUGUUGACAGUGAUGAUGAUGAUGAGGAUGAUGACUUUGAUCCGUCUGCUUAUAUCGAGGAGGAGGAAAAUGAAGAAAAUCAAUCAAGUGAGGCAGUAGAAUCUCCUGAGAAUUCGAGAAUUGAAUCUGUACCGGUACAGAUCAAGGAUGAAAAUAGAAGGGCAUCAAAUGAUGCAAAUUUUAAUGGUGCUAGUAGACCUCUUGAAUUAGGAGUUGACAACUUUCCAGAAGAUUCUGGGAAGGUUGGUAGGCGAAUUAAUUCAAAAAGUGAGAUGAUCAUUGAUGAGACUGAUGGGUUAAGUGAUGUGGUGUUUGAGCCAGAAGGCAUCAAUCAGCCCAAGGAAAGUGUUCAACCGGAUGGUGCUGGUAAUUCGAAGGGAGAAGAACGUUCAAUAUCGUCUGGAUCUGAUGUGGCUGGUGAUGGAAAUAGGCACACUAGGCAUACUUUUAGGAAUGAGGCCAUCGGCUCUACUUGGACAAGGGACGAGGACACAUUGAUACUUGAGACUUGUAAACACAGGGGACCAACAAUACGAUCAUUCCGACUUGUAUCCAAUAAACUGAAGAACAGAACAACUGAGCAGAUAUCCGAACGAUUCAAUCAACUCCUUGAUAAAGGGUCAUCAGAAGUUGGCAAGCGAUAGUUUGAUCAAACUAUAGAUGGACACACUGUUUUACCAAGGUGAUGUUCUCCAGUUGUGACCCACCACGGCAAAAUGAGUCGCAUGAGUCGAGUUGAUAUGCUCAGAUUUCACAAAAGGCAGACAAUAGUGAAAUGAACAACCAGUCCGUCACAACCUGUCAAGCUCAGAGCGACAUGCGGCUCAUUUUGCCAUGGCGGGUCACAGUUGGUGCUGACUGUGGACAUAAAUUGUGCAAAAUGAUGAAAAGAUGUUUGCGUCAUAACCCUUUCCAAGUUCUCAAAAGGAGUAUAUGGUAUUCUUAGCCUUCUGUCCAUGAGAUUGACAUGGGCUGGAGAUUUACUGUGUAUUGGACCGGUAGCUGCUGCCACCUUUUGGUAAUAAAGUUCCUCAUGGCCUCCAGGCAUGCUAGCAAGAUACAAAAUGGCUUCACUCAAAGUAUUAAAUCAAAAAUUGAUACUUUAAAAGAAAUUUUGUCAAGCUAAAUGUACGCUUCCAGUUGGUUCUAUAAUAAGCUAGUUCUUAGAAUCGGCAUAUGUCCUUUUAAUGAAGACUUUAUUCGGUGAAGUUUGAGCAUUUUAGCAUGUUGUCCCCAAGUAGCAAAAACUAUGUCGCAAAUUUCACAGCUUACAAUUUUGAAUCAGAAUUUAACAUAAUCAGCUUUAUUUAAAACAUUUGAAAUUUGAUGUUUAGGAGGAAACCUAUCAAAAAGAAUAAGGAGGCCAGGCCAUCAGUCUGUUAACUUUGUAAUCCUGAUAAAUUACAUGAUUUUUGGUCCAAAGGACUAUUAAAGCACUUGUACAUGUACAUGUACAUGUACACAGAGGCAUCACCGUUAGGCAAUAGCGGCCCUUUCGUAACCGCUGAUGUUACUGACUUGAAAUCUUGUACAUAUGUACCCUAGGUCAAAUGACCUCAGAGACUAAAUCUCAUUUCAUGGAUUGGCCACCAGGGGGCCAAAACCCCAAACACAAAAAGUGCUAUUUCUCCUGAACUAAAGGCUGGAUCAUUUCCAAAUAUUUAUGUUGUACUAAAUAUUACACUAUGUUUUUAGCUCACCUGACAGGUGGGCUUACACGAUACCGUGGCGUCCGUCCACAUCUUGUAGUGCAGUGCUGUUAAAUUUACGUGAUGUCAUUUUAUCACCUGUGGCCACUUAUUUGCUGUCCAGUAGUAUGCAGCCUGGCCCGACGAAGCCACCAGUUGUGGUCUGCUCCUUCAUCAAAAAGGUCUUGUGUACAUCAUAUAGUGUUAUCAUUUAGGUUCAGUUCAAUUUGUGUUCAGGUUUUUGCUCUGGUUACAUCUAAGUGUUCAAGUCUCUUCUGAACUUGUCUGGCUAGGGUCUGGAAAUGGUUUAGUUUGGUGAGGUAGACAUUUGCAAGUUACAGGGUCAGUAAGAAAUUGUGGCAUUAAAUGCAUGUUUUUGAUUAAUUUCCAAUUUUGUAAAAAUUAUUUAUGAAAAGGACACAAUUUUAGAAGUUGUGCCUGUCUUAAAAUAUUUAGUACCGGUACUUUGUGAA
This is a messenger RNA of Lineus longissimus, 7989 nucleotides long. RefSeq names its product GON-4-like protein. Gene Ontology annotation, biological process: regulation of DNA-templated transcription. Gene Ontology annotation, molecular function: transcription coregulator activity. The coding region runs from base 146 to 6472 and encodes 2108 amino acids. Lineage: Eukaryota; Metazoa; Nemertea; Pilidiophora; Heteronemertea; Lineidae. The record is from RefSeq and is a predicted model, not a curated record. The transcript has 28 exons. Gene Ontology annotation, cellular component: nucleus.